This is a messenger RNA of Daphnia pulex (common water flea), 6029 nucleotides long. It is a transcript of the gene Bap170, whose product is annotated as AT-rich interactive domain-containing protein 2-like. Lineage: Eukaryota; Metazoa; Arthropoda; Branchiopoda; Diplostraca; Daphniidae. The transcript has 20 exons. The coding region runs from base 163 to 5565 and encodes 1800 amino acids. The record is from RefSeq and is a predicted model, not a curated record. Gene Ontology annotation, molecular function: DNA binding. Gene Ontology annotation, cellular component: SWI/SNF superfamily-type complex. Gene Ontology annotation, biological process: regulation of DNA-templated transcription.
CGCGCCCUUGGCAUCUCCCCACUCACGGCCCCUCUCACACACGUGCCGAUGACAACUCAGUGAUCCUCGCGCCUUUUCCUCCUUGCUUUCUGUUUUGUUUUGUUUUGGCGCCCAUCGAUUUGUUGGUCAUUGUCCUCUCGGUGUGGUGGGCCGGUAACAAUAAUGGCUGAACAUCUCGGCAAAGACGCCAAAACGUAUGCCGAUGAAUAUUCGUCUUUUUGCCGGGAACUAAAAUCCUUUCAUGACAUCAGAGGGACGAGUUUCAACAAACUUCCACGUCUCCACGGUCAUGAAGUUGAUUUAUAUCUUCUCUACUCACUCGUCACUUCGCACGGCGGAUGGGAAAAGGUGAACGUACACGGCGAAUGGGAAUCUCUGCUUCCCUACUUUGGCAUUCACCGGUUAUGCGCCAAUGGACCAAUUGCUUUGAAGCAAAUUUAUAUAAGAUACCUGGAUGUUUACGAGAGGAUACACUUUUUGGGCGAAGAAGUUGAUCGACGCGAGUCUGAACAUCACGAAGAGGAUGACGCCCGCAACCGACGUAAAGCCCUUCGACUUCUUCAUGCCACUCCGACGUCUUAUAAUGCUGCGCAGCACGUUAUCCCAGAUCACGUGCGAAACACAGCUGGGUUGUCGACUGAUGGGAUACAGGUUACACCGACUGAGCGAGUGUUCCUCUCCCUUCUAUGUCCUCUACCCAACGAGCAAGACUUCGCCAUCAAUGUUUGCAGUCUUCUUGCAAUGGAAAGCCGAAGACCGUUUCCCCUCCAUCAGUGUCCCCGCAUCGUCGAUGCUCUACUAGCACACGCUGGAAUCUUUUCGCAAGUUGACAUCCGAGAUCUAUUCACGGAUAGUUACCGAAAAUUUCGUGGGCAGAACCUCGGCCGAUUUUGGCGUGAUGUUGUCCCGGAUGCUGACAUUGUACAAUUGUCUGAAGAAGAUUUAGUGGUCACACCAGACGAUGUUACAGCUGUAGUGGGCCCGUAUUGGGAUCACCGAUCUGUUCAUACAGCGUCGAGUGCUAUUGGAGAGGCUGAUUCAUCAAGGACUCUACCGUCAGAUCUUCUUCCAGAAGAAAAUGGCAGUACAUCUGCAACAAACAAAGUGCAUCUGGUCGUACGCCCAUUAGGUAGUGAGAGACCCAUCAGAUCAGUGACCUUAAAUUCCAGAGGGGACGAACUUGAAUCAACAUUGAUUGAAGAAGGAUCAACAUUAAUUGAGGAAGAGUCUCAGUGUAGUGUCAUGUUAUACGAAAAUGGAACGGGUCCAUUGUCAGCCUCAGGAUCUGAUGUGGUUUCGGCUACUAGUCCGCCAAACGUGGAAAGAGUGCCCAGUUGUGAGCCAAACUUCAAAAAUUGUUUGGCAAAAUCAGCCAAUAGCCCCAUAGAACCUGCCAGCGACGUUGCAGUUCCUGGAUAUUUACAAAAUGAUGAGAAUCUUGUUGCCUCCUUUGCCCAAGACGAUUUUGCUGUCGAACCAUCUCGGAGUAUUCAGCCGACCGACGAAGAUUUCGUUUGUGAGGAUAUUUCUGCUGCUGCUGCGCAGGAAUCUUCUCAAGAUGCUGAAUCGCACACCAAACCAGAUUUAUCACAUGACGGCAUCGCUCCACCAAUUACCGAGUCCAACGCCGCUUUCGAGUUGGAAACACCUUCACAAGCGGAGACCAAUGUGGAGAGGAAAGUCGUUGCUCCCAAAAACAAAUUGCCAGUUGCCAUUCAAAAACCAGAUAAUCCACGUGCCAUCCGCUAUUGGCUGGAUCAACGCAGAGCUGCUCGAUGUCCCGUCGAACAGCCUCCAAUUAAACAGGACGAUCCUGUGCUACAAUUAGAACCAGAGGAGUUGGAUCUAUUUCAUGUUGGUCGGGAUCAAGGUGUUCACGAUGCUCUCGGUCAAAGAGUUUUACAGGUUCUUAAUGUCAUUCGCAAUUUGAGUUUUGAUGAUGUCAAUUCGGCUGUAUUAGCUCAAAGCGAAGCUUGUAUGCGACUUCUUCUUUUGGCUGCUCAUGCCAGGUGGUCUUGUCUACCACAGUUGGCCUUCGAUGCCAUAUCAAAUGUCGCAUUAGAGGUCAAUUUAAAGGAUCCCGCAGAUUGUUCGCUGUCGGCCAUUCUUUUGGGGACGGUCACACGAGGAUUGGAGUCAAACGACCGUUUUAUUGUACUCCGUUGUAUGGAAACUUUAGGUCGUUUGGCCCAACGCAGUGAAAAUGAGCUGCUUUUGAUGUCGUCUCUUGAUUCUCACGUUUAUGAAAAACUGUGCUCCUAUUUAACUAUACCUGAUGUUGCAUUAUUAAUCUACACAUUGGAGUGUGUUUAUGCGUUGUCUUCUCUUGGCCAAGCCACUUGCAAUGCCUUCCUGCAUUGUCAAGGAGCGUUGGAUAUUUUGAUUUCCCUCCUGACUGUCGAGGCUCAGAGCUAUGGAUCUAAAGCAAGGAUUCUUAUGAACGUAGUUGAGACAGUUGCCGAAGGUGACACGGUGGCCACGCAUGCGCAGUUGAAUCCAAUUCACUGUGUGGUUCGCCCUACCCACUCACACAGCCCAGCACCGAGUGCCCCAUCGACUCCGCCGCCGAUGCUACUACAGCCUGUUGCCGCUUCUGUUCCGCAAUCACCAAACUCUCUCACCAAAAUCCUGCCAAAAGCAAAUGCCAGUUCUAGGCCCAGCACGCCAACCCAAUCGAAACCCAUUGUUGCCAGUAUCAGUCACACAGAGAAAGAACAAAUUGCUAUGCAAUGGUUAAGGACUACGUUUGAGCCCGUCGUUGGAGCACCAAGUAUAGAACAAAACGUGCUGUAUAGGCAAUAUACGGCUGGAUGCUCUAGAAAUGGACCAAAGCAGGUUUUGGGGAUCGUUCAGUUUUUCUCCUGUGUUAGAGCAACAUUUGGUCAAAACGUCGGGCCAUUUCGGAAACAAGUUGGCAGUGCCGUCGAAUUCUAUUUCGAAGGAAUGGCGUCAAAGACCGCUUCAACUGCUGUUACGAGUGCCCCGACAAAUGCAGUGGUGCGUUCGCCUACACCCACGCCGAUUCCUAUCGAAGUACCUGGUUCUCCUAUACUGAAAGCCCAACUCUGUGCUCCACCAAAAGUCAAUAAUAGGAAAGAAGCUCCGAAGCAGUCGUUGGCACAUCCUCAUUUAUCUCAAGCGUUAGGUCAAGGUGGUAUGUCGCUACCUGAAACGAGUCAGGUUGCGACAACUGGUAGCUCAGUACCACCGUCGUCUUCCUUGAUCAAAUCCCUCUUGGCCAAUAAGGUACCGGACAAUAACAGCCAGUCCGCCAAUCACGUGGCUACUUUGGGCCUUUCGCCCACUGCGACGGCAUUGCCCGGCAUGACUAGAAUACCUUGCAUGAAUUCGCACGGUAGUCCCGUUUCUUCUAAUCAGAUAGUAAAUCAUCCCCUUUCAGGCGCUAUCGUUCUUCAGGUUGCUCAGAGACAGCAGCAACAGAAACUUCUACAACAGCAACAACAACAACAACCAGCUGCAGUGAAUGGUCCAUCCAAAGAAAGUCAGACGAAUGUCAAAGGCGCACAAGUUACCAUUAACACCCCAAAAAUGAACGGAGUAUGCCCGGAGAUGGAACAAAACUCAGUUGUGACUGAAUCCCCUGAUGGUAAAGGCAAAGGAAUGUUAGCUGAUCUGUUGGAACGAGAAGUGAAAAAAGAAUCAGUCAACGGUGCUACUACUUUGGCCGGCAAAGAACUUCGUAUCAGUGACAAUGGACUAGAGUUGAUUCAGAAUGAUCCUCGAAAUCGUGUUGCUGUCGACAUGGGAGUUGUGGGGAUGAACGACUUUGGUGUCGACUUGGGAGAUGGCGUUGCUGCCCCGAAAGCUGCUCAUCUCAUUGCACAGGUUGACGACUCUGGACACGUUCAAAUUCAUCUAGAGGAAGAAGCGGGCACUGCUGUUUGUAAUGGCCAGUCAUUAUUGGACCAGUUGGAAGCUUGCGAGGUUUCAUCGUCCUCCGACGAAAUUGUGGCAAGUCAAACGUCGAAAGCGAUCAAGCGACCGGCCAGUCCUACGGAAACAAAUGACAGUUCUGCUCCGAAAAAACCUACGAUGAAUCAUGUGACUUCAAAGCUCAACGAAAACUCUGGAGGAAUUUCCGAAAAACCUUCUGAAAUAACUUUAGCCGAACAGAAUAAAGAUUCGGCUGACAAGAAUAAAGAAAAAAUCACAAUCAAUGGAAACGUUAACGGCAUUGUCGAGACGACCAACACAAUAACAAUUAAUAGUACAGCAGUAGUACCUCAAAUCCAACCAGCCGUGGUUUUGGGGCCGAACACACCUAGGACUUUUCUAAUUCUUCAACAGCAAACUCCACAGCAAGCCAGGCUUGGUUUUCCCCAACAGGGCCAGCGCCUGCUAUUGGCCAUUCAACGCCCAGGUGGAGUGAUUCAACACGUUGCUAUGCCUGCCAACGUCGUGGCCAUAACUUCCAGUCAGUUGCAAGCUAACGGAGCUGUUGUUAGCCUGUCAAGCUCAGGAGGAACCAACAGUGUGACCACUGUACAUCAACAUUCUUCGGCUAACAGCGGACAAGCGCCGUCUUCGAGUGGUGUUAGUCUCAUUGCCAACGGUAGCUGUCUUCCAGUGUCCACGGCUAUCCUUUCGUCGUCAGCUCAACCCAUCACCGUGACUAGUUCUGUCCCUAGUGUGGUUACAACCUCUUCAAUGGAAGGCGUAGUCACUUUCUCCGGUGGAGCCGUCGCCUUUCCAGCCCGACCAACAGAGAAUGCAUCACGCAGUUCCAGUGUAGCAGAAAGUCAUGUUACCAUCACACCGGUUCCGGCCUCUUCGAUCGUGAACUCUGUAACUUCAACGCCAAUCGUAACGACAUCACCCACAGCGUCGCCGGCCACCGUUGUACCCACCAAUGCCGGCGCAACUCCAGGUUUCAAAAAACGAACUAAUAGCAUUGAAGCAGCAAAACCCCGCGGGAGACACAUGAAAAGCAAAUCAACCGACUGUCAACCAGUAUCAUCUCCCAGUCCACAACCUAUCGAUCCGUCUUUACAAUAUCUUUGCGAAUGGAAAGAGUGCAUGAGGUCAUUUAAAACGCCCCACGAAGUUUACGUUCACGCUUGCCAAGUUCACUGUCCAGUUCACGUGGAGGAAUUAGGGUGCUUAUGGGAACGCUGUGACGGUCUCAAAAGACGGAGAUUUUCAAUGAUGACGCAUCUCAUGGAUCGUCAUUGUAACGACGAGAUGCAGAGAUUGUUAGCAGCACGACGACAUCAAAUGAAUACGCAGGGCAAGACAGACAUUCCCGCGCCACAAGCUCCUACUCCUCAUCCUGGAUAUGCACCUCACGCAGCAUUGCAUGCUAUUAAACGACACGCAGUUGAACUGAUGAACCAAAAAGAACAGGAAGAAAAAGAAGGGCCAGUAACCAAAAGUAUUCGAUUGACAUCAGCCCUUAUUCUCCGUAAUAUCGCCACACACUCCGCAUUGGGAAGGAGGAAUCUCCAACGUUACGAGAAUCAUUUAGCGAGUGUUGCCUUGAGCAAUGUGGAGUCAUCCCGAACUGUAGCGCAAAUUUUGUAUGAACUAACCCACCAAUGCAGCUAGGGAUUUCUGGCUUGAAACUCGUAUCUGGAAUCAAUGCGGUUUUUACUGAAUUAUUUUUUAUUAUUAUUAUUUUUUACUGAUUUUUGAUUCAGAAUGCGAAUGAAAUUACUGAUACAAGGGGUCUGACAUAUCAUUCCCAGCUGACGUCACCGACAGUCUAAUCUCGUCCCGAUUUUUUAAUAUUUACCUUUGUCUUCGUUAUGUUAGCUUUAAAGUGGUUUGCACUUCAUCCUUUUCCUUCAGCGCUUAUUUCUUUUUUUCAAUGUCUUGUGAAUGAGUGGUCUGAUUUCGAGUUGAUGAAUUUUGAUGUUUCAUGUAAUCGCUCCUCGUCCGAGUCACAUGUGCGACAGAAGUUGAUCCCAGAGUUUACACAAAAAUCGAUUGCGCUGCCUUUUUGUUCUCUCCUUUGAACUUGAAAAAGAAGAACAAGUGUCUUUUCUAUUAAAACAAGUUACGAACGAUCA